Molecule: messenger RNA, 639 nt
Organism: Kickxella alabastrina
Lineage: Eukaryota; Fungi; Kickxellomycota; Kickxellomycetes; Kickxellales; Kickxellaceae
Product: kinase-like domain-containing protein
Exons: 1
Biological process (GO): regulation of MAPK cascade; intracellular signal transduction; protein phosphorylation
Cellular component (GO): cytoplasm
Molecular function (GO): ATP binding; protein serine/threonine kinase activity
Source: RefSeq, a predicted model, not a curated record
GAGCUCAAGAUUCUGCGGCGCAUCCGGUCGCAGCACGUCGUGCGCUUCUACGAGUACUUCUCUAUUGAUGACUCGGUGUGGAUAGUGUACGAGUUUAUGAGCCGCGGGUCGAUCACUGACCUUCUGGCGGCUUAUCCAGAGAUUCGCAUGCCCAUGGUCACCAUCUCGUUUGCCAUGCACGAGGUACUGACCGCGCUGGCGUACCUGCAUGAGCGCCACAUCAUCCACUGCGACGUGCGCAGCGACAACGUCCUUAUUGACGACCGCGGCCAGGUCAAGCUGGCAGACUUUAGCAGCGCCGUGUACUUGGACAUUGAUCAGCCGUCGGUGCACAAGACAUCACUCGGUGCUAUCUACUGGAUGGCGCCCGAGCUGGCCAAGGGCGCCGGGUACUCGCCCAGCACUGACGUGUGGGCAGCGGGCGCACUGCUCUAUGAGAUGAUUGAGGGCCAGCCACCGUACAUCGAGUACCCUGACAUUAAGGUCCUCGAGCUGGCGAACGCCAACGGCAUGCCCAAACUGUCAACCCCUGAAGCCUGCGAGUCGAACCUGAUCGACUUGAUGCACCUGUGCACGACCAUCAACCCUGCCGAGCGGCAGGCUGCAUCUCGCCUGCGCAAGCACGAGGCUGUUCUGUUG